AUCAUCAAGUUAAUUCACUAACAUUCGGGAACCACCAGUUUUCAUGCUCAAAGGAAAAGUUCGAGAGCAUACUACAUUCCCCUUCGGCUUGUUUAAAUACGCAACAUGUCCAGCCUUAGUAACAUAAGAAAAGACAGAAUUAGAUUCGUGGAAAUAAUCAGCAAUCAAACACUUAAAUUCUCGCUAACGCAGCUUUGUUGACCAUUGUUUCACAGUUUUAGAGAAAUGGCGAUGAUUCCCAGUUUCUUUGGCAAUCGAAGGAGCAGCGUCUUUGAUCCAUUCUCUCUUGAUGUUUGGGAUCCUUUCAAGGACUUCCCUUUCCCGUCUUCACUCACAACGAAUACAUCUGAAACCUCAGCUUUUGCCAAUACCCGAAUCGACUGGAAGGAAACCAGUGACGCUCACGUCUUCAAGGCUGAUCUUCCAGGGCUCAAGAAAGAAGAGGUGAAAGUUGAGAUUGAAGAUGACAUGGUGCUUCAAAUCAGCGGAGAAAGGAAAAUAGAAAAGGAAGACAAGAACGACAACUGGCACCGCGUGGAGCGGAGCAGUGGCAAGUUCUCAAGGAGGUUUAGUUUACCGGAGAAUGUGAAGAUGGAGCAAGUUAAGGCUUCCAUGGAAAAUGGGGUUCUUACUGUUACUGUUCCCAAGGUGAGAGUGAAGAAACCUGAUGUCAAAACCAUUGAGAUUUCUGAUUAAAAACCUGAAGGGCUUAAAGGUUUUGUUGUUAUUACAUACUUUGUCUGUCUGCUUGUAUUUUCAAG
Molecule: messenger RNA, 761 nt
Organism: Durio zibethinus
Lineage: Eukaryota; Viridiplantae; Streptophyta; Magnoliopsida; Malvales; Malvaceae
Source: RefSeq, a predicted model, not a curated record